Messenger RNA from Pimephales promelas (fathead minnow), 6122 nucleotides. RefSeq names its product zinc finger and BTB domain containing 37 (gene zbtb37). The record is from RefSeq and is a predicted model, not a curated record. NCBI's taxonomy places the organism in Eukaryota, Metazoa, Chordata, Actinopteri, Cypriniformes, Leuciscidae. Gene Ontology annotation, molecular function: RNA polymerase II cis-regulatory region sequence-specific DNA binding; DNA-binding transcription factor activity, RNA polymerase II-specific; protein binding. Gene Ontology annotation, biological process: regulation of transcription by RNA polymerase II.
UGUACAUUGGCUCAUGUUAUACAUGGGGGGAAUGAGAGAGCGGCGGAGGAACCGAAAGCGACAGCAGAAUCCCUGGCGAUAAGUAUAGCGAUUAAUAGCGAUCGUGAAAUGAGGGGAAUUCAAUGCCAAAUCCCUCAAAACAGGGUGUCGUAAAAGAAAACUCGCAUUUUGGCAUUGUAUUUUUUAAAUAUAAAUUUGGCGUGGACCUGGGUAAGGCACCUCCCUGUCUUCUCUGCGCCGGGGUGUGUGCGUGUUUUUCGGGUAGGCUUCAUCGCAUCACCGCGCUGCAGUGUGUUACUAGAACCGAAGUGAGGUGCCACGCCGCCGGUUACAGCUGCCCCGCGCCGUCGCCCGAGACUAUGUCAAAAACAGAGAGAGACAAAGUAACACUGCGAAUCAAACCUACUGACCUAUGCAAUGAAAAAAUGGCAACUUUGCUCUCUAACAGCUGUGGUUUGUAGCCAUAAAGAAGUGCAGCUGUGCCGAAAAAUAUAGUGGAGCGAUUUUUGUGCCUGGUAAUAAAAAGCUUUGAAAAGCAACGCAAUAGGCAGCCCGCAUGGAACGAGCAGGAAGCAUUCAACUUGAUAUCCCAGACUUCAGCAACUCCGUCCUGUCGCACCUGAACCAGUUGCGAAUACAGGGCCGUCUAUGUGACAUUGUGGUCAAUGUUCAGGGCCACAGUUUUCGUGCCCACAAGGUGGUCCUCGCCGCCAGCUCCCCUUACUUUAGGGACCACAUGUCGCUUAGCGAGAUGAGCACCGUGUCCAUAUCAGUGAUCCGCAACCCAAGCGUGUUUGAACAGCUCCUUUCCUUUUGCUACACGGGACGCUUGUGCUUGCAGCUUGCCGAUAUCAUCAGCUACCUGACUGCUGCCAGCUUCCUCCAAAUGCAGCACAUUAUUGACCGCUGCACCCAGAUUUUAGAGGGAAUUCACUUUAAAAUCAGUCUAUCAGAUGUGGAGGAGGAGCUCGGAAAUGGGGCUCACAGGACCACCAAUCAAACCAUUGAGUCAGGAAGAGUUGGGACAGUGCUGGGUGGGUCCCGCUCCCUAAGUCCAAGACACACCAACUCCCGAUUGAUCAACACUGGGGUGAUCAACAUCCGUGAUGUGAGGGAAGUCCGAGAGAUCAGUCCGCCUGGGGAGUCUAUGAGCCCCCAGAUAGUGGAGCACAGCGGCAUUAGCUCGGAGGAGGUGGGAUCUGUGAAAGAGCCCAUUCUCCGUAUUAACCGAGCCGGGCAAUGGUAUGUCGAGACAGGGACUGAGAUCGAGAGAGGUGGAGAGGAGAAUGUGCGGAUGGUGGAUGGGUUUCGAAUUAAGACGGAAAGGAUGGAGGAGUGGAUGGGGGCAGAGACUCAAGCAUCAGCAGAAGAGGGCAGUGGGGCAGAGGAGGGGCCGACAGUAAUGAUUGACACCUCAGGGCGCAGCACACUGAUGCAGGAAGGAGGAAGAGGAGGGAAAGGUUCUCAGCCGUCCAGUAGCUUCAGUGAAACAGAGAGGUUUAGUCCAACAGGAAGUGUGGUGGUAAUGGCUGAUCGCCAAAGAGCCAAGAGUGAGUCCCCAGGAAGAGUUGACGAUCAGAGACUCCCCACCUCACAGGGAGAGGAACAAGCUGUGUUUGACAUGGGGGGAUACGAGGAGUACCUACGAGAACAGGUAGGUGACCGGUGGUUCCGCUACAACCCCCGUCUCACCUGCAUUUACUGCUGCAAGUCCUUCAACCAGAAGGGCAGCCUAGAUCGUCACAUGCGCCUACACAUGGGCAUAACCCCCUUCGUCUGUCGAAUCUGCGGGAAGAAGUACACCCGCAAAGACCAACUCGAGUACCACAUCCGUAAGCACACAGGAAACAAGCCCUUUCAUUGCCACGUCUGCGGCAAGAGCUUCCCGUUCCAGGCUAUUCUCAACCAGCACUUCCGCAAGAACCAUCCAGGCUGCGCUCCACAGGAGGUGUCCCACAGUGCCUCGCCUGAGACCACCACGGUCACCCCCCGUGGAGGCCAGAACGAAGAUGAGUCGCCCUCCCAGGAGGAUGCCGAAGGCAAUGGUGGAGGGGGAGGCGCCGGCUCGUCCUUCGGAGAAGGGGUCCAACCGUCAGUAUCCACUACUGGGCCCGACUGAAACCCUUCAAAGGAAAACAUUGCAAGUUUAGGGAGACACAGGACAGUGGGGUGCGACAGGACCUUAUCCCUCUGUCCCUUGUCUCCCACCAUCCACACUGAAAUUGCAAGUUGGAAGGAGUUAAGCGAGCUGGAGGUUCUCUCAGCUGCUGUCAACAAGGAACGGAUAAAAAGGGAGAGUCUUCUGCGUCCGACUUGGACAAAGAUCCUCUAUUUUUUUCAUGAUAACAAAGAUGCAAGGAACAGUUUGCUAGGAAUAGUAUACUCUAGGGAUUUAUAAAUGGUAUUUCCGCUUUAAACCGCAUCUACCUUCACCAUUCAAACUGAACAGAACGUCAAUAUAUGAAGACAAGCCACACUCCAACAACCUCACACACCACUGGAUGCAGUGAUUUUUGUUUUCUUUCGUUUGGUUUUUAGUCUUUCCUGUCUUUUAUAUGUUACUUUUUUAUAUUUUUGUACUACUACAAAUCUUUCAGGAUAAACAAAAAGAGAAGCUCUAGCCACGAUUUGGUCAAAUUGCGUUGAAAUUGCCAAACUUCUCUGUGCCAGAAGAUGAGUUUUAAAAUGAGAGGACAUCGUAGUCCUUCGCUACUUUGCCUUGAGACAAUCUUGAUCAAAUUUAUCUGGGGUUAGACGUUGCGCUCCCCAGCCAUGGCAAGCUUAGGAAAACGGGUUCAGUUUUUUAUUGGGGACCCUCAGGUCUGACCUAACAUCAGAUUCUUGAUUUAUUUUUUCGUUUUGUGUUGAGUGCCGAUCCGGCCUGCCAUAAAACCCAAACACAUUUCUCACACUCAACGUAAGGAAAUUGUUGCAAGUAGUUGUAGAACUUUGGGUUUAUAACGCGAAACACUCAGAUCAUAUUAUUUUACUGUUUAAUGUUGGUGGUAAUACUGUGAUAUAGGCACGCUGUUGAAAAGAUGUUGGUAGAGGAUAGCAGUUACAUUAUUUAUUCACAUUUAUUUCCUGUUAAGGCCUUCAUACAUCUCCAAGCUCAACAACUCAGCUGCUGAAUGUUGAUGAUACAGUGAUUUAAAACACAGGAAAUUCUUCAACCUCAGAUAAGCUACAAUAGACCGCUCAGUUACCUCUCUCUCACAUCACUACGCAAUACCGGUCUGUCGCACGCAGAUGCGUGGAUGCACUCGGACGAAUUUUAUGUUCAGUGUUUUUUUUUUUUUUUCGUACUUUUUAACUCCUUAUAAGUCGCCCAUUGAGAUUCGCUAGUCUCACCAACUUGUUUUACUGGUCUGGUGAUAUUUAGUUUGAGCAGGGGGAAGGGGUCUCUCAGAGGGCGUAACCUUCCUUUUUUAUGUCAAGAGUUGCAGGCUGUGUUGUCGAUGCCGUUUAGGAAAACGGAAACUGUAUGUCUGUGAUGACUGGGAAACGUUGAAAUGCCACGGAAUGACUUUGAGUGUAAGAUUUCCCUUCAUCUGAUGGAAGGCACUUUAACCUUGUGGUCAAGUGCAUUUACACUUGGCUUAUGAACAGAUGUUUCCAGCUGGUGCUAUGACGUGAAUUUACUGAAGCUUUCAGUAACCAAAGGAACUGAAAUUUGUUAUGGAAGUUCUAAACCCUUAAGAUUUGGAGGGGGAAAAAGAGAUUAGAUCAGGCACUUAAAGAAGGGGUGGGGUGUGUUUUUUUUUGUUUUGUUUUUAGAAUAUUUGUAUAUCUAUAUACAUGUCACUUAUGCAUAUUUAGACAAAUUUAUACUUGUAAUAACUAUGGAGGCAGUUUCUAGAAUGAUCAACAAAAGCAAAGGUGUUUUAAGCGAAAGUAAAGCUCUUAUCAUUUUUAUAAGGCUGUGAAUCACACUUGGUUGUGUGACUGAUUUUUUAGGAAAGGUUUGAUGCAUAUUAUAAAAAUCAGCUACUGAUGUUUCCAAUAGGGAUUUUGUGCACCUCAUUCGUAUCAACAUUUACUUUUACCCUUACUCACAUCUGUGAACACAGGUCAGCAGGUAAACACUUACAAAAAUCAGGAACUCACUGUUUACUUUUUGUGUUUACCUUUUCGGGUUGCACCAAGCCGAUUUUCUUACUUGGAAUUCUAGCUUUGGGUAACUUGGGUCAGCAAAUUUCACAAGUGCAGCAAAAAAAGAAAAGAAAAAAAGAAUAAAAAAACAUCAUGCGUAUGAACAUUUCCUCUCAGUGUAAAUACCCAUGCUUCACAAGCAGUGGCAGUGAAUUACAAUCCUGAAACUGUAUAAUUUGACGUUUGUUGUACAGGACAGAACCCAGGAAAAGAGCAUGUUGAUAUUGCUUUUAUUCGUCACAAUGCAACCUCAUGAUAAUAGAAAAGGGCAAAUGAUUUUGUCUAUAAACAACAUAAUCAUAACCUAAUAUGUUACAAUAUAUCAAGAAAGUAGGUUCUUUUUAUGGCCUUUAAAUUUAAAUUUGGGGCAUGGGCCUGUUUUGUGUAUGCCAAUCAUAUAAGGGUGAUAGUGUUUUAAAUUAUCUCUAUGUGAAUGAAUUAAUUGCAAUUUAAUAAGGGAUCUAUAUCUGUAAUCAGUCAUUCCAAUUAUUGUACUGCACAUUUUUAGCUGUCUAAAUUGAAUCAUAUUAAUUUGAGUUUUAGGGCUAAUGAUAACUUUCAGCAUGUUUUCCCUUUGUUGACCUUCAAAACAUUGAUGGUUGACCAACCUGCCUGUUUGUCUUUAAUUUUAAACGAUAUUACUCAUUCAAAUAUUAUGUGUUUGGCUUCUUUCACGCUUUAAAUAACAUGACAGAGGAUAGAUGUGUUGCUAAAGUGUAUAUAGGCUGUAAUAUUUAAUGUUUUUGUAUGACAAUACAUCCACUGCAGUUUAUUGGCAUUGACUGAACAAGUCAUGCGUAACCAAAUUAUGUAUAAUCCUAACACAGUGUUACUGAAUGUGUGGAACUACAUUCGAAGCAAUAUUUCAUCCCAUUUCCAAAAUUGCCAAGUUGCUUUCAGAUAAAGUGGCGAAUUAAAACACACCAUAGCAAUCACAACGUCUUAUAAAAUGUUGUGCAAAUGUUGACAAAUUGAUUUCGACUUGAAAAAAAAUCAUGUGUCCUGAAUUUGUAAAGCAAUUAUGCAUAUUGGCAAAUGUGAUCAAAUUUGUUGCAGUGAUUACAUUUACCUCACGGUUUUUGUUAGUUUGGUUUUUCAUGGUCUGGCUUGUGAAAAGUGAUACAGUGCAUGUCUCUACUUAGUUUUUUGGGAAGACCGAAUGACAACACUGAGCCAUAUUUACAGAGUUUGUUCAGUCUUGUCGCAAGUCCCUCUGGAGCAAAUAUUUUGUACAUGCAGCACAUUUCAGACGUGGACACUUCAAUGCAAAUAGCCUACAUAUAUAUUUCAACACUUAGUCUGUCUGAAUAAGCAAGCAAAUGUGAUGCAUUGUCAAAAAAGUUGUCAGUUGUUUUCUUACCUCAAAAGAGUCUUUGUACAAGGAAACGAGACAUUGUUUUUCAGUAGAAUUUGUUUAUUUGCAUGUUGUCUGUCUUUUGUAAUGGCCAAACAUAUAGACAUUUCCAGGCAUCUAAAUUUGCACCAAGAGAAGCCAAAAUAUUGACAUUUAAGAUUUGUCUUGCUAUAUUGUUUUAUCUUGCAAAAAAGCAAUAUAGUCUUUCCAUGUGUCUUAUAUGUUAAUCACUUUAAUUUAAAUCAUACUUUAGAAAAGAUUUUAUUUUACAUAACCAUGAAAUAAAGCAAAAUAUAAUAGGUAUUUUAUUCUUAGGAAAAAAGUCAACUUCCAAAACUCAUAAAAUAAAAUUUCUCUGAUUUUAUUAGCAAUCCAAUAUAUUUAUUGAAAUAGUAAAUAUGUUUAAAAAUCUAGAAAUUAUAUUCAUAUGCAAUUAAGGUAUAAUUGCUUGUUUGAAAUUAAUCAGAGUUUAAUGAUUAGUUAAAAUUUGAGACUUUUCACAUUCAAAAAGGUACAGGAAUCGAAAAGAUUUAUCAUUAUUAAUGUGAAUGCCAUUUUCACAAUAACCACUAUGUUUUUUUCUUUACUGACAGUGUGUCAAGUCCAUUCUUCUAAA